GCCAGGCUGAGCGCCGCUCUGGAGCGCUCACUGCUCCGGAACAUGGCAGCUAGGUGAGCGGAGGAGACAGCGGCCGGAGACAUGGAUUCCCAGUCUCUGGACAGUUGCAUUCAGAAGACCCUCUCCUCCCUCUACCAUCCAUUUGAGUCCACUGCUGCUACCGUGCUGUGCCAAGUCCUGGACGUGGUGGAGAAGACCUACCGUGGAGAUGGCCUCAGUUAUCUCAUUGAUUUUUUGAUUCCAGUCAAACGUAUCCUGCAGAGUUUGCAACAGGACGCUUGUUUACAGUAUUGCGGACUACUCUUCCGACAUGCUGGGUGGCCCCUUUGUAUCCAUGAUAAGAUUGUUCUACAGCUGGCGUCUAUUGACUGGAGACUUCUCCAGCCCGGAGAUUUCUACCUCCAAGUGGUGCCUUAUUUGAGAAAGACCCCAAGGAUUGUGCUAAAAUGUCUUGCAGAGGAUCAACAUAACAUUGAGGAAGUGGUGCUUCCAGAGGUGUCCUACACAUCCAUCUUCACCGUGGAAUGGUUGGAAUUCAUCAACUCUGAGCGGAUCGGGGCCUCGCUGGAGAACUGUCUCCUGACCUGCGAUGACCAGCUCUACCGGGUGCCGUGGGAUAUGAUUGUUCAUCCCGAGUUUGUGGAGAUAAAACCAUCAACUGAGGAGUCAGCAGAGAUUUUUGACAAAUUUCCUUAUGAAAGUAAAGAGGGACCAACCCGCCAUCCCGUGGAAAAAUUGAUGGUCCAAGAUGAGGAAGCUGGUUUGGAAGCUCUGUCCACCAGCCAUGGUCAUACAACGGUUAGUACGUUGUAUGCCAAAUCAGAUUGCUCCAGUGAGAUUGAAGGAGAAUACGUGGAGCUACGUGAUAUUACAGUGCCACGUUUCGGCCCUCAGAAGGGCUCCUUAACUCAGUCUAUAGCCUUAAACUUCAAAAACCAGCACCAAAGAGCUAAAAGUAACCAGACUUUUAAUAUCUCAAGCAGCAAUAAGUGCACGGAGAGUUCUUUUCAUAGCUACUUGCAGCCAGAGACUAUUAUGGGAGCGAGUUCGACACAUUACGAUACAGACCAUGUACAGAAACCAGAGUCAAUCGGUCUGGUGGACAUUGAAUUCGGGGUCAGGGAGUCCUCAAUACCUGACUGCACACACCUAAAUUUUGACAAUGGAGCUAAAAGUUUCCAGCAAGCUUUUAGUCUAGAAAACGAGGCCAUGUUGGAGGAUGCAAAGAACAAUGUUAUCAAAGAGUCUGAUAACAGCAGACAACUCCAUGAGCCGCCUGAUAAUUAUAGCACAUCAUUAUCGUUCCAGGGGGAAAGCAGAAGCCACUCUAGAGACUUCACCGAGGAUGGCCGGGGGGUGACAGAUGCUUCACAAGAACCUGUUACAGAGCAUUCAAGGACACAUGGCAGUCCAGUAGUAGCGGAUAAGGACUGUUGUAACCAAGAACUUUCCAAAACUUGUGCAUCACACCCUAACACGGAAGUCGGUGAUCAAAAGGGGCCUCAAUUACUGGACAGUGAUCUGCUACCGGAAAUCGGGGACCGUGUGGAGGGUGCAGACAACAGGAACAGUGUGGAGGGUGCAGAUAACGGGGACAGUGUGGAGGGUGCAGACAACGGGGACAGUGUGGAGGGUGCAGACAACGGGGACAGUGUGGAGGGUGCAGACAACGGGGACAGUGUGGAGGGUGCAGGCUACGGGGACAGUGUGGAGGGUGCAGGCUACGGGGACAGUGUGGAGGGUGCAGGCUACGGGGACAGUGUGGAGGGUGCAGGCUACGGGGACAGUGUGGAGGGUGCAGGCUACGGGGACAGUGUGGAGGGUGCAGGCUACGGGGACAGUGUGGAGGGUGCAGGCUACGGGGACAGUGUGGAGGGUGCAGGCUACGGGGACAGUGUGGAGGGUGCAGGCUACGGGGACAGUGUGGAGGGUGCAGGCUACGGGGACAGUGUGGAGGGCGCAGGCUACGGGGACAGUGUGGAGGGCGCAGGCUACGGGGACAGUGUGGAGGGCGCAGGCUACGGGGACAGUGUGGAGGGUGCAGAAAACGGGGAGGGUGAGGAAAAUAGGAGCAAUGUGGAGAUUGCAGAAAACAUGCACAAUGCACGUGGUCUUAGUAGUGAAGUCAUAGAACAACAUGAGCUGCCUGUAGCUCGGGAUGAGGCGCAGUUUGGGUAUUUUAAUGACCAAACUGUACUAGUGGUGUCUGAUGUAGGACAGGGUCUUGUCCCUGCUACUGAUGCCUGUGCUGAGCAGCCAGUUCACAGCAUAGAACAAACCAAACUAGAAUUACCUUACUGUCAGGAAAGUCCCCCAAGAAGUCCACAGUAUACCAAGCAUGCACAAUCCCCAGCGACGCAGCUACCUCUAGAGACCCUGCAUGAGGAUACAGAGGAGGAGCAAGGUGCAACCACUGGCCCCCCAGAAGUCCCAGGAAGGGACAUUAUUCUUCAUAACGUAUCCGUGAAAGGACAGACCAAUGGUCAGGAGAGGACCCCAGAAAUAUGCCUGGAGAGAGAUCCCUCGCCAUUAAGGCCUCAUGGCUUGAGCUCCCCAAGUGUCUGCAGGAAAAGUCAGAGCCGUCCCUGGCAGGUCAGGGAUGUUAAUGUGGAGGUUCUGACGAGCGGCGUCAUCUAUCUGCCUGGAACACGGGACAGGAGUGGACGCGCUCUGGUGAUAAUCAACACUCGUGACACCUGCUGGUUAAACCCGCACUGCAACGCCGCUGAACUGGGGCGCCUCUUGUUGUACUUCUACAGCGUUGUACGGAGAGACUGCAGAGCUUUGGGCCUGACUCUGCUGGUGGACACUCGGAGGUGCUCUCCAGUACCCGCCUUAUUUAAAGCCAUUCAUAUAGUCCAGAGCACUAUUCCUCAUUGUAUCCAUGGAGUAUUACUUCUGACAGAGAAAGAUCUUGUCCUGUCCGUGGAGAGACCACAAGGAGUGCAGUUUGAUGUUCUCACGUCAGUGAAGUCUUUGCACAAACACAUAGAGGCUUCGCAGCUCCCCCCUACGUUUAAUGGAACAUUCCUAUAUUGUCACCAGGACUGGCUAUCAUUCCGCACGAAGUUGGAGAACUUGCAAGACAGCUGCCGGGAUGCCUGCAUCUUCCUGCACAACGCCAUCCAGAACAUGCAGGUCACCGCUCUGCCCAACACGGCUGGGGAGGCCAGUCUGCAGCUGACACGUUUUGGCCAGUUGAUGACGGCUGUGCUGGAAGAUGCAAGACUAGUGACUCUGCAGACAGAAGGGGGCGCUGUGCUGGCCAGACUGAGGAAGGAGGAGUCGUGUGUAACUCUCACAGAUAAUUACAGGGAAACAGUGGACAUGGCGGCAGAGCUGUAUAACCGGGUGGAUGAAGGCGUGCACAGUCUGGUGCGGCUGUCUAACCAACGCAUACAGGAGAUGGAGUUAGUCAUUGGCUUUGAAGCAUUUGAAGAGCGGUUUCACGAGGUGAGCGGGUGGAUAGAGAAUGUCGGCGAGCGGGUACUUGAGGAGUGCAGUGUCCUAGAAGAUUCUCUGGAGGUUCUUCUUCAGACACAAGGACAUUUCCGUGAAUUUGAUGGUGUGGCAUGUGAGUACUGCAAACGUGGUCAGGAGCUGCUCCAGACGGUGGACCGGUGGCAGAACCUCCCCUCACCUGACAUUCAGAAGUACAUGAUCAGGUUGCAGAAGUGUCAGGAGAAGGUGGGCGACUUCUCCAGGAGACUUGAGGAGUGCAGAAGCAGGUUGGAGAAGACGGUCAGACUCUAUCAAUUCUUUGACAAGGCUUAUGAAUGGGCAUUGGAUGGGAUGCGACAUCUUGGUGCCAUCAGCUUGGAUGACUGUAACUCUCCCGAGCUCUGCGUUGGUGCCUUUGAGAGUCUUGAGAAGUACCAGUUGCAGCAUCCCAUGAUCGGAGAGAACAAGUUUGAGGAGAUGAGAGAGCUCGCCUAUGAACUGAAGAAUGAGAAGGGAAUCAAACACUGGAAGUUCGCUUGGUCAAAGUGUCAGGAGGCUAAGCAAGUUUUCGAGAAGAAACUUGAAGCUGCACUGAGGGCAAAAAGCUUAGUGUCGGGAGAACAAAACUCUGUCUGGUCUCCAGCCUCAAAACGUCUCGACCUUAAAGUACAUUCAGAUAGGAACAUUAAUGUGUCUUAUAUGCAAAAUAAGCCGCUUCACUCCCCUGUCUGCGGCAGGGAGAGGAGACUUGGGAGAGUUCUGUCUCACCGACCUGAAGCGGAUCCGACAGUCUUCAGAGCUAGCCCCCCUGGUUCCAGUGCCAGUUCCAUUGCAUCAUCAUCGGCGUACAGAAUGCGUAAACUGUCUCUUCAAAGUUCUCCCAGCGAGGACCUUCACCUAGAACUGGUUCACCAGGUGCCUUCCGGGGGCUCGACCCCUACCCCAUCCCGUCCCAUGGGAAGAAGGUUGCUAAGAAAGGCUCAGAGUUUUGACCUUCCUGGGACUGAUGUUAGCAGCCAUUGUAGUCAGCGGAGGCUCAGCGAGCCAGCUAGGAGAGGGAACACUGGUGUGUUCAUCAAAGGACUGGAAGUGAGCAGCACAGAGCUAGCAGAGCGUUCCUGCAGCCCCAGACUACCGCUCUCUUUGGACUGGUCAGCAGAACGAAUGCCGAGUGAUAGGAGGAGUAGUGUCUCCUCAGCAGAUGGACGGUGCCGCAGCAGUAAACUCCGGCAUAUCAUCGAUGAAAUGGUCACCACAGAGAGAGAAUAUGUCCGAUCCCUGUGGUACAUCAGUGAGAACUACUUUCCGGAGAUGGAUCGUAUCGACCUUCCCCAGGACCUUCGGGGGAAGAGAGGUAUUAUCUUUGGAAACCUGGAGAAGCUGAGAGAUUUCCACAGCCAGUAUUUCCUGAAGGAGCUGGAAAGCUGCUGCAAUCAUCCUCUAAGAGUUAGCCACUGCUUUCUCCGGCAUAAAGACCAGUUUGGGAUGUAUGCCCUGUACAGCAAGAAUAAGCCCAGGUCAGACUUGUUACUCGCCAGCCAUGGGAACAUAUUUUUUAAGAACAAGCAGCGUCAGCUGGGAGACAAGAUGGAUCUGGCUUCAUACCUGCUGAAGCCUAUUCAGAGGAUGAUCAAGUAUGCCCUUCUCCUGAAAGACCUGAUUAAAGAGUGCGGGGAGGCGCAGGAACAGGAGCUGGCAUACCUGAGGGCAGCCGAGGAAAUGGUGAAGUUUCAGCUGCGUCAUGGCAAUGAUCUUCUGGCGAUGGAUGCCAUACGGGACUGUGAUGUGAACUUGAAGGAGCAAGGGCAGCUGGUGAGACAGGACGAGUUCACGGUGUGGCUGGGCCGGAAAAAGUGUCAGAGACAUGUCUUUCUGUUCGAGGAUCUCAUCUUAUUCAGCAAACCUAAGAGGAUUGAGGGAGGGUUAGAUGUCUACAUCUACAAGCGCUCAUUUAAGACAGCAGACAUUGGUUUGACUGAAAACUCUGGAGACAGUGGUCAGCGCUUUGAAAUAUGGUUCAGGAGGCGGAAAUCCAAUGACACUCACAUUCUCCAAGCAAGCAGCGCUGAAAUCAAGCAAGCAUGGACAACUGACAUUGCCAAAAUCCUGUGGCAGCAAGCGACCAGGAAUAAAGAGGUCCGCAUGCAGGAAAUGGUUUCUAUGGGUGUCGGUAAUAAGCCAUUUUUGGACAUCAAGCCGAGUGAUGCAGCAAUUAACAACCGUGCUAUCGAUUACAUCAUGAAAGGGCGAGGGGCAAGGACCAGAGCCUCCAUUGCCGUGUCCUUAUUUGACCAUUUAGAUCCUUACAAGAGGACGCAGGCGCCCAUCACGUGUAACUCUGUACCUUCUGCCUGUGGCCCUUCUUCUGCAUCAUUACUGGGACCCCUUAACCUGCACAUGUAUGUCAACCAAACAUUUCUGCCCGGAGUGCUGUCCCCCACUAGAUCAUUUGAGACCAGUGGCUGCUUAGAGGAAGACGAGUUGGAGAACGAGACGAGCUGCAGCCAGCCUUCCAUGACCACAGAGAGCUCGGAGUCUUCUCACUGUAUGUCUGGGGCUGGAUCUAGCGGCUCGGACAGCGGUUGUGUCUCCAGUAUUCCACAGGACAAUCUGUCUGAAGAUGCCGGAUCUCCGUGUGACGCCUCCGCACAGUACACCUUUCCAGAAAGAAGGAACAGCUCUGGUGUCACCUCCCCGGUGGUGGAAAAAUCCAGAUUCAUCAACCGCCAAUAUAUCUCUGCAAAUCCAAGCCACAUUUCCCUAAGUCCUUCCACCAUUGUCUGAAUGUCCUCUUAACAUCCAGUGUGAACAAUUCUUCAGCUAUUGGACUUGAUGAAGCCGCGUCCUCCCGGAUCAUCAGCCCUCCUAACAGACGACUUAGUGAUCUGCUCACGUGUAAUAUUUCUCGCUCCUUGUAUAUAGUCUAUUACCAGCUGUCGGUUUGUUGCUUCCUCUAUGGGACAGACCUAUUAAGCUGUGCAGUUUGUACAAUUUAUAAAAAGAAUCUUUUGCAAAAUAGAUCCUGUAUUUAAUAACGAACCCUUCCUGAUGAUGAACUGGAAUCUGAUGUGCGUCGUAUGUUAUUAUAGUUUUCCAAAACUAGAAGUAAUUUAUUUACUGGAGGUAACGUUCAAAUCUGAAUAAAACAGUUUUA
Molecule: messenger RNA, 6595 nt
Organism: Bufo bufo (common toad)
Lineage: Eukaryota; Metazoa; Chordata; Amphibia; Anura; Bufonidae
Product: rho guanine nucleotide exchange factor 40-like
Exons: 24
Coding region: 82-6225 (2047 amino acids)
Molecular function (GO): guanyl-nucleotide exchange factor activity
Source: RefSeq, a predicted model, not a curated record